CUGGAAGGUGCCUGCAGAUACAAGGUGGAGGAGCAGGAAGGAAGGAGGAUCUAGGCUGCUGGGAUCUCUACUGAGGACCUGAGGCUCCUUUCCCUAACGGGGUUCAUCCAGGAGAGAAGACCCAAACACAUCCUCAAGCAUCGAUGUCCCAACGCCCAAGGGCUGCAUCCCAACCGGGAAGGCCGCCAUCUAUCCAGAGUCCCCGGCUGCUAAAGGGCUUGCGGAGACGCGCCCUAUCCACGCAGCCCACCCAGGGUCUGGAGGAGGAGCUCACGUGCACGGUGUGCUGCGAGAUCUUCCAUGAGCCCGUAGUACUCAACUGUACCCACAGCUUCUGCCAGUCCUGCCUGCAGCAGUUCUGGCGCAAGAAUCCAGCAGGGCGCCAAUGCCCAGUGUGCCGGCGCCGCUGCUCCUCUACUGAGCCGCCCAUCAGCCUGACCCUGAAGAAUGUGGCUGAGACCUUCCUGCGGCAGAAGGAGUCAGAGCCAGAGUCAGGUCAAAUCCCAGGGUCCAGCCCCAAGGUCCAAUGUCCAGCUCAUGAAGAGGUGCUCAAGCUCUUCUGCCAGGAUGACGAGGAGACUCUUUGUUUUGUGUGUCACAUGUCCAGGAAACACACGGGUCACCAGGUUUGUCCACUGGAGGAGGCAGUGCUCAGUCGCAAGGAGGAGCUAAUUAAAGAUAUUGGUCGGAUGAAGAAAAAUCUCAGGCAACUUUACGAAGCCAAGCAAGAAUACGAUGACAUGGCCGUGCAUCUUAAGAACCAGCUUCAGCGGACGGAGCGGCAAAUGAAGGAGGAGUUUGACCAGCUCCAUCAGUUCCUACAGAAGGAGGAGGCGGACAGGAUUGCGGCACUGAGGGAUGAGCAUGAGAGAAAAAGUCAGCUGGUGAAGAGGAAGACAGAGUGUCUCAUGCGUGACAUUCUCUCCAUUUCUAAUACCAUCAUUGGUAUUGAUAAUGAAAUUUCUGCCAGCGAUGCCCUCUUCCUUCAGAACUACAAGAUCACAAGGGGAAGAGCACAGUGUGCUACACAGGACCCAGAGAAGCUGUCAGGCGCGCUGAUUGACGAGGCCACCCAUCUGAGCUCUCUGAAGUACAGAGUUUGGGAGAAGAUGUUGGGGAUUGUUAAGUACACCCCUGUGACCCUUGACCCCAACACAGCCUAUGCCUGGCUCUCCCUGUCAAGUGACCUCACCAGUGUGACCAAUGCUGGGAAUAUGCAGGAGGUCCCAGACAACCCGGAGCGCUUCAACCACCUGGUCUUUGUGCUAGGGUCUGAGGGCUUCUUAUCAGGCCAACAUGCCUGGGAGGUGGAGGUGGGCAACAAGGAUGACUGGGUCUUGGGUGUGGUUAAGGAGUCCAUUAACCGCAAGGGGAAGGUCUCGGGUCGGCCGGAGGAUGGCUUUUGGACCAUAGCACUCUGCGAGGGUCAGUUUACAGCCAUGACCACUCCACGUACAACGCUACAGGUGGAGGGCCCCCUGGAGAAAGUACGUGUGCAGCUGGACUGUGAUGCUGGCCUGGUGGUCUUCUCCAACCCGGUCAACAUGACAACCAUAUACACCUUUAAAGACCACUUCAUUGAGAAGAUGUUUCCUUUCUUCUGCCCUGGGGCAAACAUUAAUGGCAACAAUUCCAGGCCACUGAAGAUCUGUCCUGUGAGGGUUGCUAUAUGGAACAGUGCUACCUGGUGACACACCAAAAUUCACACCAGGAAGUUUGUGGACUUUAAGCAGAUGCAACAAAGUCAAAGUUGUGUGGAGAUUUCUACUUCCUUAAAAUUUGUUACGAUUAUAUAAAAAUUAUUUUAUUUCUUUGGGAAAUUUAUCACAUCGGCUCAGGGUGGCUGUGGCCUUAGUCAUGGUAACUUUACAUCUCUUUUUAUACACAGCUGCUUACUGUAAAAAUAGUGUUGUGUUAGUGUGUUUCAGAAAAAUAUUUCAUGUUUUGUUAUUUUAGUAAA
Messenger RNA from Scleropages formosus (Asian bonytongue), 1960 nucleotides. RefSeq names its product tripartite motif-containing protein 35-like. NCBI's taxonomy places the organism in Eukaryota, Metazoa, Chordata, Actinopteri, Osteoglossiformes, Osteoglossidae. Gene Ontology annotation, molecular function: zinc ion binding; protein binding. The record is from RefSeq and is a predicted model, not a curated record. Bases 144 to 1691 code for a protein of 515 amino acids. The transcript is spliced from 6 exons.